This is a messenger RNA of Cannabis sativa, 1212 nucleotides long. RefSeq lists its product as uncharacterized. NCBI's taxonomy places the organism in Eukaryota, Viridiplantae, Streptophyta, Magnoliopsida, Rosales, Cannabaceae. The coding region runs from base 1 to 1212 and encodes 403 amino acids. The record is from RefSeq and is a predicted model, not a curated record. The transcript has a single exon.
AUGGCGUCGAGUAGUUAUCAGCGAAUGGAGGCAGCGGAGAAUAUGGCGAUUGUCACUAUUGACGAUGAAGAAGAGGCGAUAUUGUCCUAUGAUGCUAGUAAUACUACGGGAAAUGAUUAUGAUGACCGAUGGUGCAUUGUUGGAAGGUUCUUGACAGAAAGAUCCAUUGAUUUUGAUGCUAUGCAACAUUUGAUGGCAUCUCUUUGGCAACCGGGUAAAGGAAUGUUCAUUAAAGAAUUGGAUACUAAUCGAUACUUAUUUCAAUUCUACCAUGAGUUAGAUAACAAAAGCAUGAUUGAUCGCAGCCCGUGGAUGUUCAACAAGUUCUUGCUGACUUUCAAAAGGCUGAGGAGGGGGGAAGAUUCGAGAAUGUUAGAGCUGAAUGAGGUCGAUAUGUGGGUACAAUUACGUGAUCUUCGAUCGGGAUUUAAAACGGCAACGAUAGUCAUGAAUAUUCCAAAUUACAUUGGUAAGUUUGUUGAAUCGGAUGAGAAGAACUUCUUGGGGUUAUGGAGAGAUUAUUUACGUGUUCGUGUUACCAUCAAUGUUACGAGGCCACUUAAGAGGCUUAUGAAGUUGCGAAACACAGAGGGUAUCCAAUUUUGGGUAAACUUCAAGUAUGAACAUCUUCCAACAUUCUGUUUCAUAUGUGGGAUAAUGGGCCAUUCGGAUAAAUUUUUCCCUAGACGCUUUGAUGUCCCAGAUGGAAGGAUUGUUAAACCAUAUGGGGAAUGGAUGAGGGUGAAGCCAGUGCGUAAGAAUCAUACAAUUGGGGCUAAAUGGCUGAAGCAAUUCAUGGUGGGUAUGGAAGAUGAUAUCGGUAAUGAUGCUGCCAUGGCUGUUGGAUUGGUUCAUCGUUCAAAGGCGAGGGAAGAAUCGGCUACAGGUCGCGGCAUAACAAUCCCUGUGAUUGUGGAGGAGAACAUGGGUCAACAAGAAGAUAAAUGUGGACAGGUAGAUAGAUCAAUGCUUACUAGACAUAUCCCUAUAAACGUGGAGAGGGAUAUGUUGACUGAGUUAAAUCAUGAAAUAAAUCCUCAAAAUGAGGAGGAUUGUUUAUUGGUGGUUAAUUCAAAGAGAAGGAGAAUGGAGUUGGGCUUAACAGAUAGGUCGAAGGAAGUGAGGGAUGAGGUGGAUAUGAACCAAGUUGAGGAGGGUUCAACAAACACAUGCUCGGUGGGUAUUGGUAUCCAGGCCCACCGCCCAUUAUGA